ACUGCAAAAUUCAAAAUGGGGCUCAAGGUAUUCGUUUCAUCUACACCAGAGAAGGCAGACCGAGUGGCGAGGCUUUUGUUGAACUUGAAUCAGAAGAUGAAGUCAAAUUGGCCCUGAAAAAAGACAGAGAAACUAUGGGACACAGAUAUGUUGAAGUAUUCAAGUCAAACAACGUUGAAAUGGAUUGGGUGUUGAAGCAUACUGGUCCAAAUAGUCCUGACACGGCCAAUGAUGGCUUUGUACGGCUUAGAGGACUCCCCUUUGGAUGUAGCAAGGAAGAAAUUGUUCAGUUCUUCUCAGGGUUGGAAAUCGUGCCAAAUGGGAUAACAUUGCCGGUGGACUUCCAGGGGAGGAGUACGGGGGAGGCCUUCGUGCAGUUUGCUUCACAGGAAAUAGCUGAAAAGGCUCUAAAGAAACACAAGGAAAGAAUAGGGCACAGGUAUAUUGAGAUCUUUAAGAGCAGUCGGGCUGAAGUUAGAACUCAUUAUGACCCACCACGAAAGCUUAUGGCCAUGCAGCGGCCAGGUCCCUAUGACAGACCUGGGGCUGGCAGAGGGUAUAACAGCAUUGGCAGAGGCGCUGGCUUUGAGAGGAUGAGGCGUGGUGCUUACGGUGGAGGCUAUGGAGGCUAUGAUGAUUAUAACGGCUACAAUGAUGGCUAUGGAUUUGGGUCAGAUAGAUUUGGAAGAGACCUCAAUUACUGUUUUUCAGGAAUGUCUGAUCACAGAUAUGGGGAUGGUGGAUCUACUUUCCAGAGCACAACCGGACAUUGUGUACACAUGCGGGGAUUACCAUACCGAGCUACUGAGAAUGACAUUUAUAAUUUUUUUUCACCGCUCAACCCCGUGAGAGUACACAUUGAGAUUGGUCCUGAUGGGCGAGUAACUGGUGAAGCAGAUGUUGAAUUUGCAACUCAUGAAGAUGCUGUUGCAGCUAUGUCAAAAGACAAAGCAAAUAUGCAACACAGAUAUGUAGAACUCUUCUUGAAUUCUACAGCAGGAGCAAGCGGUGGUGCUUACGAACACAGAUAUGUAGAACUCUUCUUGAAUUCUACAGCAGGAGCAAGCGGUGGUGCUUAUGGUAGCCAAAUGAUGGGAGGCAUGGGCUUGUCAAACCAGUCCAGUUACGGUGGCCCAGCUAGCCAGCAGCUGAGUGGUGGCUAUGGAGGCGGCUAUGGCGGCCAGAGCAGCAUGAGUGGAUAUGGCAGCCAAGGAGCAGUGAACAGCAGCUACUACAGUAGCGGAAGCCGUGCAUCUGUGGGCGUGAACGGCAUGGGAGGGAUGUCUAGCAUGUCCAGUAUGAGUGGUGGCUGGGGAAUGUGAUUGAUCCUGAUCACUGACUCUUGGUCAACUUUUUUAAAGGAAAAAACAAAUCUCCAUUCAGUUUAACAGUUUUCGCAAUCCAAGCUUGUGAUUUAUGCUUACUCCUAUCAAUGGAAAUCAGGAUUGUUUCAAAAGACUCAAGGUUCAGGAUUUUGAACACAAGUUAUCCAGGCUGUAACAUCGAAGUUGAGUAGACUAUGUAACUGUUAAACAAUUUUCAGCUUUUCUCAAGUUAGUUAUAUUGUAGGAUGUACUUAAGCAGUAAGUGUAUUUAGGUUAAAGCAGUUGAAUUAUGUUAAAUGUUGCUUAUACCAUAUUACAUGGAACACUGUUUGGAUGCAUGUUGAAAGACAUGCUGUUUUGUAAAACUCAAUAUAGGAACUGUGUCUACAAUUAAAAGUGAAACAUUUGGCAUGUUAAUUCUAGUUUCAUUUAAUAACCUGUAAGGCACGUAAGUUUAAGCUUUUUUUUUUUAAGUUAAUGGGGAAAUUUUUGAGACGCAAUACCACUACCUUAGGAUUUGGUCUUGGUGUUUGUAUGAAAUUCUGAGGCCUUGAUUUAAAUCUCAUUGUAUUGUGAUUUCCUUUUAGGUGUAUUGCGCUAAGUGAAACUUGUCAAAUAAAUCUUUUAAAAACUGCA
Molecule: messenger RNA, 1961 nt
Organism: Chinchilla lanigera (long-tailed chinchilla)
Lineage: Eukaryota; Metazoa; Chordata; Mammalia; Rodentia; Chinchillidae
Gene: Hnrnph1
Product: heterogeneous nuclear ribonucleoprotein H1 (H)
Biological process (GO): regulation of RNA splicing
Cellular component (GO): nucleoplasm; ribonucleoprotein complex
Molecular function (GO): RNA binding
Source: RefSeq, a predicted model, not a curated record